Messenger RNA from Fusarium sp. VM40, 1629 nucleotides. Lineage: Eukaryota; Fungi; Ascomycota; Sordariomycetes; Hypocreales; Nectriaceae. The record is from the annotation of a GenBank genome assembly.
AUGUCCCAAACCAAAUCAUGGCGGUCUCUGCCGCUUCCAACCUCUGCCGACUUGCCUGUUCUGCUGGUAUCGUUCCAUACAGACACGGCGGCAUACACUAUUCAUGUAACCGACAUGGCUAACAUGUGGGCCGAGACACUUGAUCGCAAGGCUAUUUUUAUGAGAGGCUGGAACGAAAACACGAGUAUCGACCCUAGCGACACCCCCGACAACAUGGCCAAAUUCUUGACGAGCCUCAGCACUGCCUUGGACGCUUCCCAGGCGGGUCACAAUGAGACAAAUAUUCGUCUGGACCGCGAUUCUAGAUCUGAGGCGGGCGACGAUGAUCUCAUCUUGAAUAUCACUUGUGAAAUUCCAGGACUACAGCCACUGAAAUGGCCCAUAUAUCUAACGAAACUGCCUGCUUUCAGUGUGGCCACAAAUCUCGUGCUCCCACUCAUCCAAGCACAUCAUACAAAAGAUAUGGAAAUCGAGUCUCUGGCCAGGACCCUCGCGUACAAAGACGCAGUUCUAACCAAGCUUUUGGACAAAUUGGAGGCCAUGGGGACAGGUAUGGAACAUGUAUUCAAUGCUCUGUCCGGAAAGAAAAAGAUUUCCAGAACUGCCGCCGCGGACAAAGUGCCUGGUCUUGCCCCUUUCGACCGCCGAAGCUGGAAGCGUGAACUUGAGUUUCAAGAAAAUGAUCCAAAUGACGCAGAGUCGUUGGUGCAGGGUGUAUUUGGGGAUGGAGGACUGCAGUUCGAGCCAAUGAUGAAUAACGAAGAAUCACCUCAGUUAGAUCAAUGGUGGCAAGAUUUCAAAGGUGCAUCAUCCACGGCACGUCAAACGCAGCACAAAGCGGCUGCUACGAAGGACAAAUCACCGCCUCCAAAGGACAUUGGCAUCGGUCAUAUUGAAGACGACGAUGAUGAUUUCCAAGUCCAAUCGACACCCCCGCACCUCAUGUCCAAGGGGAGAUCGACAGAUGCGAAGAAAAUGCUGGCCGCUGAUGAUGCAUCUACAGAGGGAGAAUCAUUGGCUUCUGCAGGCAGUGUAUCACCCCCAAGCACACACAACGCGGAUAAGCCAGUUCGCCGUCUAGGAGCACUGGGCCGAAAGAAGCAGUCAACUCCGCCACUUGCUCCUUCGCCUGCGGUAUCUCAGCGGAAAGGAGAGUCAUCGGUUCAACCUCGCGAUGGUUCUGAGACAGCAUCUGAAGCAGAGGAUGAGGAUACAGCAAAGCCGCCCGGAAUGGGGAAAGACACAUCCCCUUCGUCCCAUUCAUCACCACGACCUGUGUCGAAGAAAGACGGCCUCGGGCGCAUUGGAGGGGUGAAAUCGAAACCAUCCAUUGGGGAGAAACCGAUUCCUUAUGACACUGAAGUAAUUGAGUCUACUACGGCAGCAGUUUCCCAUCGCCCUCCCAAGAAGCUGGGGCUUAUUGGCAAGAGCAAUAGCAGCGAGGGGGAGCCAGUGCCAGUAGCCGACGAAGGCAGCCGACGGGGCAGGUCUGCCGCAAAGGAACCUAUAGCUGACUCGAAACCGAGAGAGACAUCGCAAGACAGGGCGGACCGAAGGCGAGAGGAACUCAAAAAGGAACUUGAGAAGAAGGCGGCAGCUGGUCCCGCCAAGAAGAAACGAAGGUUUUAA